Molecule: messenger RNA, 5388 nt
Organism: Acanthocheilonema viteae
Lineage: Eukaryota; Metazoa; Nematoda; Chromadorea; Rhabditida; Onchocercidae
Source: the annotation of a GenBank genome assembly
AUGGAUACAAACGGGCAACAAGGUGCGUCAAAUGUAGAAAGAUUAGAGGUUGGUGGACCAAUGGUAAGCAGUCGAUCAAGGAAUAUUGCAACCGAGUCAUUGCGAAUGCAAAGAUUGCACAAAAUGUUAGAUUUGACGCGAUUUGUGCAUCAGCUGGAAGAGCUGUUAACUCAGCCCAUAAAGGUUCCAGGCACGUCAGUUUUGCCUUAUCCUGGUUCGGCUGUCAAAACGCGCCACAACAUCGCCAGUAUGUUUUCAGUACGCUCUCUGUGGGCAACAGAAGAAGAACGAAAAGCUGCUGUUAGUCAGCUGUAUAAUUUUAAAACUUUGAGGAAACGAAAAUGGAUUCAGAAAAUUUUGCUUGAGGAAUCUGACUCAGAUUCUGAUGGCGAAUUUCCAUUUACACUCAACGAUUUGCACACUAUAUUGAAGUUGCAUCGUCGACGGCGAAAACUGCAGAAAACUUACCACAUCAAUGUUCUCAAUUCUCAAUAUACUUAUUAUGGUGCUGGCUUACUUAGUAAUUACGAUCCAUUUCCAGAACAUCAAGAUAGGAUAAAAGAAAAAAAAAUGGGGGAAGCAGCUGAAUUGGCCGAGCAGCUUCUCAACCCCCGUUCCAUGCUCAAUGUUGAUGGCUUACUGGCAAAGCUUCAUUUGCAGGAUGCCUUAGCGGCUUUGGUAGAAGACUGCAAUUAUCCUUUAUUAAGACGGACAAAGAAUAUCGACAAUUUUGUUAUUCGCUAUAGUGAAGCAGUACAGCAUCUUACAGCGCUUCGUCUAAAAGGUUCUGACUUCCAGCUUAUCAAAGUUAUAGGACGUGGAGCUUACGGUGAAGUACAACUGGUACGGCAUAUUACCUCACGAAAUGUUUAUGCUAUGAAACUGCUCAACAAAAACGAAAUGGUGCGGCGGGCUGAUUCAGCAUUUUUUUGGGAAGAACGAGAUAUUAUGGCGCAUGCUCAUUCUGAAUGGAUUGUGCGCUUGCACUAUGCUUUUCAGGAUACCCAGUUUCUAUACAUGGUAAUGGAAUACAUGCCUGGAGGCGAUUUAGUCAACUUAAUGAGUUUAUAUGAUGUAUCCGAAAAAUGGGCUCGUUUUUAUGCAGCUGAGCUUGUAAUGGCUUUGGAUACCUUGCAUGGAAUGGGCUACAUUCAUCGAGAUGUCAAGCCAGACAAUAUGCUUAUAAGUAAAUCGGGCCAUGUGAAAUUAGCUGAUUUUGGCACAUGUCUGCGGAUGGGUCCGGAUGGUUUAGUAAAAUGUACGACGGCAGUUGGUACUCCCGAUUAUAUUAGUCCAGAAGUACUGGAACUUCAAGGUACCGAAGGAGUAUAUGGUCGGGAAGUUGACUGGUGGGCUGUGGGUAUAUUUGUGUAUGAAAUGCUGGUGGGUGAAACACCGUUUUAUGCCGAUUCUUUGAUGGGAACGUAUACGAGAAUUAGAAAUCAUGCAACAGAAUUGAAUUUUCCGGAAGAUGUUGAAAUGUCCGAAAAUGCCAAAAAUUUAGUACGCGCUUUUCUAUCUAGCUCGGAGAAACGGCUUGGUAAGAAUGGUAUCGAAAGUAUAAAACAGCAUCCGUUUUUCCAAAAUGAUGAAUGGAACUUCGAAACUAUUCGGAAAGCUGUGCCUCCGGUGAUUCCGGAGCUAAAGAGUGAUGAUGAUGCUUCUCAUUUUGAUGAUAUCGAAGCAAAAGAACCGGAUCCUGCUGAAUUUUUUCAAAUUCCAAAAUCAUUUGCUGGCAAUCAAUUGCCCUUUGUUGGUUUCACUUAUUCUAAUGAAACUGGACCGAUUUCUGUCAUUCAAAAAAAGUUUGAAACCACGUCAAGAAGUGAUACAGUACAGGUUCGAGCUGCUUUGAACCAGCUGAAUCAGAUGUCGGAAUCGCAAUUAGAGGAUGAGAAACGAGAGCUUGAAAAAGAAUUGGCAGCAUAUCAAGUACAAGUGAAAGAUUUGGCUCGAAAACUUGAUAUGGAACGCGAAGAAAUGAAUAUCAAAAUUAAAAUGAUAACUUCUCUAGAAGAGCAGUUGAUUAUCAAAGCAAAGGUGGAAGACCGUGUGAAAGAACUUGAACGGCAGAUCGGAGAGCUAAAUGAGAAAUGUCGCCAUCAUGCAGAAGCAGAAGAACGUGCCAGGAAGCAACAAAGUGAAUUGCAUACUAAAUUAAAUUCACAAAGUGAAAUUGCUCGUGAAUUAAAUGAACGGCUUCAGAAAAGUAAUGAAGAGGAGGCAGUAUUGCAGCAACAAAUUGAUCAAUUGCAUACUUUGAAUUCACAAGAACGAGAAAAUUUAAGACGAGCGCAGCAGCGGGCUAAUGAACAAAAUGAAAAAGUAGAGGAGUUACGGACGGAAUUAGCAGCAGCACAUGAUCGGGAAAUGGCUCUGAAAUGCCAGGUAGGAAAACUGAGCGAGUUAAUGGCGCAGCAAGAAAAUUUUUCUGAUGAAAACAGAAUUAACGAUGAAGCCAGGAAAAAUAACGUACGUCUCGUUAGCGAUCUUCAAGCAGCUCACAAAAAGAUAGAGCAGUUAACAUCUGUCUUAGAACAAGAAACUAAUCGUCGAAUAUCAACACAAAAUGAUGUACACUGUUUGAAUGACCAGUUGUCGAAUAUGCAGAGUUCGUUACAUUACCAGGAAAAUGAGUUGAAACGGGCUCGUGAUGAAAAGCGACGAGUGGAGGAUCAACUGCAAAGCCUGUCAUCAUUAAGUCGUCUUUUACAAAGACAAUUGGAAGAUGUUCGAGAACAGUUUGACACUGAAUCUUCAUUUGUAAAUAUAUACAAAACUGAAAUGAAUGCUCUGAACGAAGAAUUGCUGGAAAAAACACGACGUUUGGAACAACUCGAAGAACAUCAGAGACGAGAAGAAGAAAGAACACGUGAUAUGCUUGCACACCUUGAAAGUGAGCGACUAGCGAGGCGUAUUGCAGAAGAAAAUUUGUCCACUACAGAUAAAGAAAAAACCAUGCUUGAAGUUGAAGUACGUCAACUUGUACAACGACAUGAGAAGGAAUUAGCAGCCAAAGAUGCAGCUAUACAGUUAAUUUCGCAAAAAGAAGAGGAACUUCAACAGUCACUGCAAGAUGUUCAAAAUGAACUACGUUCCAUUUCGGAACGUGAUUCAUCACGUGCCUCGCCAGAAGAGAGCAUAAGAGAUCUGAAAAAUCAGUUAGAGCACGAAAAAGUGAUGAAAACUACUGCUAUUAAUAAGUUGGAAGAAGUAAUGGCUCAACGCCAAACAAAUGAGGCUCUCAAAAAAGGUAAAAUGAGUCGUGGUGAUGCAAGAAGGCGAGAAAAAAAGAUAGUUGAGCUGGAGAAGGACUUAAGAAUGGAGCGGCAGAAGUACGAAGAACGCGUUAUGCAGAUAAUAAAAGAAAAUGAACAGUUGAAACUUGCAUUGGCUGAGGAAGAGAAAGCAAACGAGAAGCUGCGAAUGGAUCUUGAAACAUUCCGGCAUUUGGAAACCGCCAUGAAUGAGCAAAAAAAGCGAGAAAGGCAAGAAAUUCAUGCAGAUCAACCUCGAACCCCUACUGCUGUUCUCAUGCAGCAAAUUAAUGAAAAUGAAUUGCAUUAUGAUGGCGCGGUCUCAAUUCGUUUAACAGUAAAGAGGCGACAGCAGUGGCAAGAAUGUUUUGCAGUUUUUAGUCCUGCUGGCCUUUUUUUUUAUUUGACACAAAAUGAUCGGCAGCCUUUUCAAACUAUCCAGGCCGAUAAAUUAUGCCAUGCUCGUCAUGUGAGUGCUGCAGAUGUUAGAUGCGCUGGGGAAAAUCAGUUACCUCGUAUUUUCCAGAUCUUAUAUGGUACUGAGGAGAAUUCAUCAUCACGGCGCUCUUCCGUGGCUGACUUAUCAUCAUUAUCAAGUUCUCGUGAGGAGAAACUAGAUAAAGCAUUAUGGAAUCGGCAUGAUUUAGUUGAACUAACUUUCCAUAUGCCAACGAACUGUGAUCUUUGUGUUAAGCCACUGUCAAAUUUGCUCCGACCUCCACCAGCUUUCGAAUGCAGGCGUUGUCGGAUGCGUUUUCAUAGAGAUCAUCUUGGAGUGGAAACAAUACCACAAUGCAGACAAACAGUAGAUGCUCGAGAAAUGUUAAUAAUGGCUCCAUCAGCAGAAACAUGUGAAGCAUGGGUUCAACAUUUAAAACGUUUCCUUGAUUACAAACAUUCCCAGAAAACGGGGACGCCACUUCCGCGUUCUGGUAGUUCGAUGAAGGUGCCUACAAAAUCUGCAAAUGUGCCUCGUUCCGCUACUCUCCCAAACAAUUCACUUAUUUCUCCAAUAGCUCUGUAUGUUUAUUUGGCGAAGUGUACUACAAGGAGAAAUUAUCUAAUAAUUUAUUUGGAUAUGGAUGCUAGCAGUGCAGUCACAGAAUCACAUUAUUUAGAUGACCUGGAAGGACCAUCUGUAAGUCAACCACUAUUGAUUUCGGCUGGUUAUGAUCAGUGCGUUAAAUUUUGGGAUAUUGCAAGAGGUGAGGCACGAGAGAAUUUUAUGCAGAAGGACUCUCAAAUUAAUGCAAUGAAUAUUUCUCCAAAUGGUUUGUAUCUGGCGAUUGCCGGAUGGCAACAUGUCCGUAUCUAUCAUUUAGGGAUAUCUCCUCCAACAAUGGCAGCAUCAUGUGACUCAGGAAAUAAAAAUGUGACAGUGGUUGGCUCCGAUAAGCGUUGCAAAUUUUUUUACACUGCUGGUGAAGAUGGUCUCGUAAAAACUUGGGAUUUCCGCACUUCUUUACAGUGCCAAAGUAGUUUUCAAGUCAACGCGGCGGUGAAUUGUGUUGUUACCCAUCCAUAUCUUUCGAUUUUAAUUAUAUCAGACGUUUCUGGAGCAUUAUAUUUCUGGGAUGUGAGAAAUGAAGUCAGCGAUAUAUUUUCAAACUUAAAUCUCGACGUAUUUGAACAUAUCACUUCUGUUGAUAUCAAUAGAACUGCUAAUGCACUUGUUGGAGUAACAAAUAGAGGAAAAGUCAUAGUGUGGUCUAUAUCAACAUUACCCGAACUCGGUACUACAUCCACUACCGGCUUAGCACUGCAGCAGAAGUCAAAAAUUGCUGCUCAUUCAAAAUAUGCUUUGAGAUGUCGCUUUUCUCCUGAUUAUAAAUAUUUUGCAACGACGGGCGCUGAUGGUUAUGUACACUUAUGGGAUAUUACAAAUAUCACGAAACCCGCAAAGUCCCUUUUUGUUGGGCCUAAUUUAACGGAAACAGUUCAUCUAGAAAAGAUGGAGUCACGAUGGGUUUGGGAUUGUGCAUUUACAUCUGAUUCUAAAUACCUUUUCACUGCAUCUGGUUGCCAAUUAAAGUUAUGGAAUCUUGAGACUGAAGAGAUGGUACGGCAAUAUCAGGGCCACAGCAAAAUGAUAUCUUGUUUUUCAUUCCGUGAAGGUCGAUGUAUUUUUUAG